AUAUGGAGGAAAUUCAAUGACUUUUAGAAAACAAAAUCACUUGUAAUGUAUUUUAAACAUUGAAUAAACCAUUAAAACCAUGAAGAGAGUUUAUUUUCUAAAAAUCCACAUAGAUAAUAUAAAUUAUGUUUAGAAAUGACAGUUAAGAAAUUACCAAAAAAAAAAAAAAAAAAAAAAAAACGAUGCUUAAGUGCAAUGAACAGAGAGAGAGAGAGGGUAUGAAUUAAAUUCAAUUUGUUUGUCUCAUAAAUUCAAAACCUUUAUUCUAAAUCCAUGGCCUCUUCCGGAUUGGCCUAGAAAACGUCACGGCCGAACAGCGUUUUCCCGCUUCUGCCCAUCCUAGCGUUAUAUAAAUCAGCAGCAGCGAGAGGAAAACAGGAAUAGCGGAAGAGAGGAAGUGAAAGAGGAGUACUGGAGGAGAGGAAUAGCGCAGUUCUGUUGUCUUUCGAGUGUGACCGGUGUCCAUAGAUCAGUACAAUCACACAAGCUAAAUAUGCCGUUUAUUUAAAACAUUGAUUAUUUCCAAUAUAUAAACAGAUCCAGAUAUCAAAUAACACAUUUGAUCCCUUUACCCAAUUAAACUAGUACAUUAUCUGAGAUUAUUAGUUCGCUAUAGAGUUUGUAUCAGCUAACACCUUAGAUUUAGUAAAUAAACAACACAAUUUACGUAAGUUAAUUAACAUGUUUGAUAUUGGUGUGAUCUGAUCAAAUGGUUCUUCUGUGGAGUGAAAGAACAGAUGUAUUCCGAUUCAAAGUCGUGCCAACCGAAGAUUAAACUGAGUUUCAGCACCAGGAGGAGUUCAGAGAGAUGGAUGAGGUAUUGGAGAAGUUUCUGGAAGAUCAGAAGAUGAAGAUAGCAGAAGAGAAGGCCUGUCUGGAACAGGAGCCCCCUUACAUGGAGAUGAGGAGGCGGACAGGCCACGUUCUCCAGAAAGAGAACAUCCCUCCACGUACAAGUCAGCAAGGUACAGCUGUUCUGCCGCUCGGAGAGGAAUAUGAGAGAAAGAAACACAAACUGCAAGAAGAGCUCAGGAAAGAUUACAGGAAAUACAUGGCAGAGAAAGAUCACUGGGAUGCUGGUGAUGUUCACACAGUUCCAGAGAGAAGAAGAAUACCCAGGACGGUCCGUGUGAGGCAUGUGGCCACCCUUACAGAUGUGUGUGGUCUGGGAUGGGGUGUGUGUAGCUCUGAGGAAGACUGCAGUGAUGAAGAACUCAUGCUUUUACAAGGGAGGCGGCAUCAGAAAGAGAGAGACACCAGGACAGCAAACAGAAGAGAAGAAUUGUACACAGAGACAGGGCAUCACACAAGCAAACUACAGCACAGAAACAGAAUGUCGGCAUCCGUUGCCACCCAAGCCAAUGAAAGAUCUGUAUCUGCGGCCAGUCAGGACACAGUUUGCACCACUGGACUCUUAAUAGGUGCAACAGAUCUGGAGGCGACGCAGAAGAUGAGAAAGGAGCGUUACAGAUAUCCCUGUAAUUCAACUGUCUUUAGGGAUAAGGAACUGGAGCUGAGAGUUCCGAGAGUAACGGAUGCUGAGAAAAAGCAGCUCUUUGUGAGUGAGGCGUCUGCAUACAGAAAGCAACCUAGGGAUGACAUCAUCCGCCUGGACACUGCAGAGCCUCCUGAGGGUCUUCUGCAAUACAGGACAGACCCUCUGUCUCCACGCAGGAUGCCUUUUGUCCCUACUCACCUUCCAUUCCUUACAGAUGCCUAUAAGACUUCAAAUAAUGAUUCUGAGAGUUUGCUGAGCCCCAGCAGAGCCUAUGGCCCAAUUGCGGGAGUUUCUUUUCCAACAUCAUCAGCAGAGCCACACCCACUCAGUCCUCACGAGCACAGAAGCACUCACAGACAGAGAUUUCUGGGUGAGAAUGAAGGUGUGGGUUCAGGUCUUUCAAUGUUUCCUGCACAUCAUGCACAGAAGAACAGACUCAGCUAUAAAGAGGAGCUCAGAAAGCAGAUAGAGGAGCGGGCCGCACAGAGGAGGGUGGACAUAGAGGAGAAGAGAAGACUGGAUGCGGAACUUGAAGCCAAUAUGAGAGCAUAUGAACCCUGGGGAAGGGGCGGAGCUGGUGCACCACUCAGAGACAGCACUGGAAAUCUAAUCACUGAUCUGAAGCAGAUGCACCUUUUGAAUGCAGCAGCAGGAGCACAAAGAACGGAGAGGCCAGGUUUUGUUGAGACACACACUCCACAGUUUGCAAGUGGAAAUGUGUUCAAUCAGAUGCUGUCACCCCAGCAAUUACUGGAGAAGGACCAAUACAUAGCUUGCCUGAGACACCAGAUGGAAGAGAAGCGAAGGAAGCAAGCGGAGGAGAGAGAACGGAUGAAGGCAGAGGAGGAGAGGGAGGACAGACGACUGGCAGAACAGAGAGAGAAAAUCAGGAGGGAGUAUGAAGAAGAGCAGGAGAGCAGGAAACGCAGAGAGAUGGAGCAAAAACUGAAGAAUGAAGAACUUGCUCGUCUGGCGGAGGAGAGACGGAGGAAUGCAGAGAAAAAGAAAAAAGAAGAAGAAGAAGAAAAAGAGAGAGCAGCUCUCCGAAAACAGGAAGAGCAAGAGAGACAAAUACGGCUGCAACAGGUUCAACGUGCGCCAUCCCCUCCCAUCCCUACCUUACAGAAUAAACACCGCAACCCUUCAAACGCUAUAGAUUUCUCUCCAUUUCGGGCACCUCCAUCUCCAGAACACAGAAACCAUCAGAGAACAGAGAAAGACAGAAGUGAGGUUUUUAAUGAGCUGAGUGUGUUAAGAAGACGUCUACGCAGUGAACAACGGCGUCUGGAGGAGCAGCUCUUGCACACAGAAUGGGAGCCUCUCUCCUCCCCCUUCACUGACAGGCCCAGGGCAGACGUGUUUGACAUGGCUCGUUUGCGUAUGCCUGUUCGAGGCCCCUCCUCCCGUGGCACUGAGCCAAUCAGCUCAAAGAAAACUGAUGACAUCAUGUACAGGGAUGCCUUUAUGCCUCUUCCUAGAACACGGCAGUCUAGGAACAGAGAUGUUGAGGGGGGACGAGGAUCUGUGCUUCUGUCAGAGAGUGAAUUUAUCGAUCAGAAUGGGGUUGCGUUCCCACUUCCUCCAGAUGUUGAGAGGAAAGCAGCUAAGCCAUCUGCACGAGAGCGACGCAGACUAGCAAACCUUCAGGCUGCAGAAAAGCAGCCGGUGCACCAGCAGUCCUUCAGCAUGAGGAAACUCAGAGACACAAACACUCUCAGGAUGAAGAGACCACAAGCCUUCGGUCAUCACAACACCACAGCAGGAGGCUGCUCUGAUGAUGAAGAUGAAGAUGGUCGUCGUGAUGAGCGUUUUACCCUGCCGUCUCCUGGCAGGCCCAGUUCCAUUGACACAGCAGCUACAGAGCCCUGGAUUCGAGCGGAGUCGUCAGACACGCUCAUGAGGCUGAUGUCUGGCUCUGAACACUAAGAUGGAUGUAGGAAGGGCUAUAACAUACACGACUGCUUUACAAUAACACACACUCUGAGCGUGUGCAUGUUAUUGUAAAGCAGUAUAUAUUUUAUGUAAUGUUCAGAUCUCUUGAGCAAAUAAAGACUGAUCAGCAGAAUCUCUAUGAGAUCAACUGCUUGACUGAAUUACAGAA
This is a messenger RNA of Ctenopharyngodon idella (grass carp), 3599 nucleotides long. It is a transcript of the gene cspp1b, whose product is annotated as centrosome and spindle pole associated protein 1b. The transcript has 27 exons. The record is from RefSeq and is a predicted model, not a curated record. Gene Ontology annotation, cellular component: microtubule; centrosome; spindle pole. Gene Ontology annotation, biological process: positive regulation of cytokinesis. The coding region runs from base 809 to 3424 and encodes 871 amino acids. NCBI's taxonomy places the organism in Eukaryota, Metazoa, Chordata, Actinopteri, Cypriniformes, Xenocyprididae.